UAUAUAAAAUCCACCGCUCGAGCUUUAACGUUCGCGUCUUCGUCUCCUUCUUCCUUUGCUUCCUCUCUGAGUUGAACUCGUUCCGUUCGACUGAGCCAGCUCCUGCGGAGGACCAGCUUCAAGAAAUAUCGCUAUUGGAUAAUAACUAUUGCCUCUUCAUUGGACUAAAGGAGUGUUAGUUAAUAAAUGGCUGGUUCCAAGAGACAUUGCUCGGAUCAACGGUGAGUAAAACUCUGUUACACCGGUGAUCAAUACUCGAGAUGUUUAGAACAGGUAGAUGGAGGAACGAGAAGAACAGGAUCAAAGUCGUAUUCAGGCUAAAGUUUCACGCUACUCAGGCGUCUGAGUUGAAUACAGAGGGAUUGAUUCUCUCUCUUGUUCCCGGAGAUGUGGGGAAACCGACGGCGAGGUCAGAGAAAGCGGUGGUUAGAGACGGGCAAUGCCGGUGGGAAAUUCCGGUUUACGAGACUGUGAAGUUUCUGAAAGAUGCGAAAACCGGGAAGGUUAACCAGAGGAUUUACCAUCUCAUUGUGUCAACGACGGGAUCUACAAGAGGUGGUUUGGUUGGAGAAACAUCAAUUGAUUUUGCUGAUUAUGCUGACGCAAUUAAAACUUGUAACGUUUGUCUUCCACUACACAACACAACUUCAAAAGCUUUGUUGCAUGUAUCAAUACAAAGGCAAUUAGAAUUUGAUGAUCCUCAAAGAGAGGAGGAUGAAUGCAAUAAUCUUGAAAAAAUGUCACAUGGUAAAGAUUUGAAGUCACAUUUGAGCCUCGGUGAUGCAGAUGAACCUCGUGCAAGCGGUUCGCAUGAGGAAGGGCCUUUUGGUAAAGCUGCACGGUUUGCUGAGCUGAGAAGAAGAGCAUCAACUGAAUCUGAUAGUACAAUGUCAAGCUCUGGAAGUGUCAUUGAGCCAACUACUCCUGAAGAGGUCGCCAAGUCUUUGAGACACCCUCCUAAGCAACUUCACUCAUCUAAAGCUUUGUUUGAAGAGCCUCGUGUGUCCGAAUCCGAGUGGUCUGGAAGUUCUGAUCGUGGAAUCACCACCGAUGACUCCACCAAUGACAAAAUGUCUAAAAACUCCUCGGAGGAUGGGGAUGAGAUAGAGAAGCUUAAAAACGAGGUUGCUUGUUUGACAAGGCAAGCAGAUCUUUCUGACCUAGAGCUGCAAAGCCUGAGGAAACAAGUCGUUAAAGAGACCAAAAGGAGUCAAGAUCUCUUGAAAGAAGUGAAUAGCUUGAAGCAGGAGAGAGACUCUUUGAAGGAAGAUUGCGAGAGGCAUAAAGUCGCAGACAAGACUAAAACGAGGAACAGGUUGCAGUUUGAAGGAAGGGAUCCAUGGAUUCUCUUGGAGGAAACGAGAGAGGAGCUUGACUACGAGAAGGAUCGUAACUUCAAUCUCCGGUUACAGCUCCAGAAGACUCAGGAAUCUAACUCUGAGUUGAUCCUUGCUGUUCAAGAUCUUGAAGCUAUGCUUGAGGAAAGAAGCAAAGAAGGACCAAGAACCAGUGAUACAGAUGAAGAUGAGGAUCAAAAGGCACUUGAGGAACUCGUGAAGGGACACAUGGAUGGGAAUAACACACACGUCUUGGAGCAGAAGAUCACAGAGCUCUACAACGAGAUUGAGGUUUAUAAACGAGACAAAGAGGAGCUUGAGAUACAGAUGGAACAGCUAGCUUUGGACUAUGAGAUACUGAAACAGGAGAAUCAUGAUGUCUCAUACAAGCUAGAGCAGAGCCAACUGCAAGACCAGUUGAAGAUGCAAUACGAAUGUUCAUCAGAGCUUGAGAACCAAGUGGAGACACUUGAAGCUGAGCUCAAGAAGAGAUCGGAAGAGUCUUUGUCCCGGAUCAAAGAGCUUGAAGCACAAAUGGAGAUCUUGGAAGAAGAGAUGGAGAGACAGGCUGAGGUGUUCGAGGCGGACAUCGAUGCAGUCACGAGAGGUAAAGUGGAGCAAGAGCAAAGAGCGAUACAAGCGGAAGAAGACCUGAGGAAGACGAGGCGGAGAAACGCUAGCGUAGCUGAGAAGCUACAGGAGGAGUUCAAGAGACUCUCCGAGCAGAUGGAUUCAAUGUUUGCAUCAAGUGAGAAAAUGGCUAUGAAAGCUAUGACAGAAGCUAAUGAGUUAAGGAUGCAGAAACGUGAAGCUGAAGAAAUGCUCAAGAAGGCUAAUGAUGAGUACGAGGCAAAGCUCAAGGAGCUUUCUGAAAAGCUGAGUCAGAUGGAGAGGCAUGAAGAAGAAGUUACUUCAAAUCUAAACCAAGAGAUCAAAUUCUUGAAGGAUGAGAUUGAGAAUCUGCAAAAGGACAAACAUAGCCUCAUGUUACAAGAAGAGAGCCUAAGAGGUGAGCUGGAAGAGACGGAAAGGAAUAAAAACGAGCUAGAGAGCAGGAUUGAGUCAAUGAGGGAGGAAUCAGAGUCUCUAGCAGAGGAGUUGCAAGCGGUGAAGCGUAUCAAGGAUGAAAAAGAAGCAGCAAUUACACACUUACAGACAGAACUAGAAACCGUGAGAGCCAAGUUUGAUGACCUAAAUCAUUUAUUCUCAGAGAAUGAUUCGGAGAUGGAGAAGCACAAGAAGCAAGUAACACAAGUGAAAGGUGAGAUGAAGAAGAAAGAAGAAGCAAUAGCUAACCUUGAGAAGAAGCUCAAGGAAAGCAGAAUCGCGUUUAACAACUUAACCAAAACCGCGCAAAGAAACAACAACAAAGGAAGUACAGUAGGAGCUAAAGAAGUUGCUGUUAUGAAAGAUAAAAUAAAACUUCUCGAGGGGCAAAUAAAACUGAAGGAGACUGCUCUUGAAGCUUCAUCAAACAUGUUCAUCGAAAAGGAGAAGAAUCUGAAGAACAGAAUCGAGGAGCUGGAAACUAGUCUCGACCAGAACAGCCUAGAGGUUAUUAAUAAAGAUAACCAUGAAAAGGAAGAAGUCCGAGUUCUGGAAGCGGAGAUGGCGUUAUUGAGAGAAUGUAAUGAAACGAUGGAGAUGGAGCUGAAGGAGAUGCAAGAGAGAUACUCAGAGCUAAGUCUGAGAUUUGCAGAAGUGGAAGGCGAGAGACAACAGCUUGUUAUGACAGUACGUAAUCUCAAAAACGCCAAGAGGAGCUAAACCGGUAUAUAUCAGAACCGGUUUUCAGGUUUAUAAAAAAAAAAGGAAGUAUAUGUAAUCACUUUGUUUCUUGUUUAUGUAAUUACACUUUGUUUAUGUUUUCUAAGUAAUUUGCAUAAGUUUCAGCUCUCUAGUCGUUUUGAUUACUUGUACGAUACAAAAGCUGUUGUAUCCCAACGCUCAAAAGUGUUCCCAAUUCUGGAUCGGAAUACUCGGACCGGUUCCUGGUUA
Molecule: messenger RNA, 3335 nt
Organism: Brassica oleracea var. oleracea
Lineage: Eukaryota; Viridiplantae; Streptophyta; Magnoliopsida; Brassicales; Brassicaceae
Product: myosin heavy chain, skeletal muscle, adult
Exons: 7
Coding region: 261-3104 (947 amino acids)
Source: RefSeq, a predicted model, not a curated record